Trypanosoma rangeli is the source of this 348-nucleotide messenger RNA. RefSeq lists its product as uncharacterized. NCBI's taxonomy places the organism in Eukaryota, Euglenozoa, Kinetoplastea, Trypanosomatida, Trypanosomatidae. The coding region runs from base 1 to 348 and encodes 115 amino acids. The record is from RefSeq and is a predicted model, not a curated record. The transcript has a single exon.
AUGCUUCGGCUUUUGCCUUCGCCUACACCAGGAACACAGGCGGUAAAUCUUGAGGAAAUGCAGAGCUUGUGUCACGUGGCGAAUACCCUUCCUCUCCUGCAUACGGAGGUGAAGGCGGCGACUGGGGUGCCUCUGUUUCGCCACGAGGCACCGUUGAUUCCCAGGCCCCCACUGGAAAGUGACGGCACGUGGACGCAUUCGUUGGGGUUAAGUGCUUUCUCUUGUUGCAAUCCCUGCCACAGUCUGGAUGCGCUGGUGGGAAAACUGGAGGACGCCGCUUUGUUGGGUUUGCAAGGAGCGACAAGUGAUACUGCUGGGAGUGGUGGAGGUGAUCCACUUCAACCCUAG